CUUCUGUCUCUGAUAAUCUUUUCUUCGGCCAAUAACAGCCGGUGAAGGUUUCUGUAAUCUUCGAUUCCUGCGUUGUUUUUGAUUGUAGAUUAAAAUCAUGACUUAUACAUCUCACCUACUGAGUCAAUCCAAGAAGUUGAGGAUUGCUCCAAAUAUACUCCAAACUGACUCUACCAUUCUGGUCCGUUGGUUCUCAAAAGCUGCUUGCCCCUCCAUCAAUAAAGGAGAUGAUAUUAUUAGGAGUUGUCAACAUGGUUCUUUGCCUGGAAAGAAGGAUGAGACUUUCUACUCUUCCAUUGGUGGCACUCCAAGUACAAUCAACAGGUUAAACUACAGUUGUGUAACAGAGUGUCCUGACUUCUCCAUGUCAUGUGCUGUAGGGGGAUUUAAGGGAACAAUUUCAGGAACAAUGAGAAUGGGCGUUGCUGUGGCAGGAUCAAUUUUCAACCAAGGCUUCUCAGGUCCACAAGCAUGCCAGCAAAGAGGUUUUUCAGCAGGUUCAGAGCUUCCUCCACACCAAGAAAUUGGAAUGCCUUCUCUCUCUCCUACAAUGACAGAGGGUAACAUUGCACGAUGGCUGAAGAAAGAAGGUGACACGGUUUCUCCUGGUGAAGUACUCUGUGAAGUUGAAACUGACAAAGCAACUGUGGAGAUGGAAUGCAUGGAGGAGGGCUAUAUUGCUAAGAUAAUACAUGGUGAUGGCUCAAAAGAGAUAAGAGUUGGUGAGGUGAUUGCAAUAACUGUUGAAGAAGAGGAUGAUAUUGCCAAAUUCAAAGAUUACACACCUUCAAAAUCUAGUGAUGCUGAGGGAGUUAAAAAGUCGUCCAGUUCUACACCACCAAAAACAGAUGUCAUUGAAGAGCCUGGAAAAUCAUCCGACCCAAAGAUUUCUAAUCCUAGUGAAGCUCCUAUGGAAGAAGAUCGUAUUUUUGCCAGUCCUCUUGCAAGAAAAAUGGCAGAAGAUAACAAUAUACCUCUUUCAAGCAUCAAAGGGACAGGUCCUGAUGGUCGCAUUGUAAAGGCUGACAUAGAAGAUUACUUGGCGUCCAGCAGGAAGGGUGCUCCAUCACCAGUCUCCAAGACUAAGGAUACGACGGUAACAGGAACUUUAGACUACACUGACCUCCCACAUUCUCAGAUAAGAAAAGUCACAGCUUCGCGCUUACUACUCUCAAAACAAACUAUUCCUCAUUAUUACUUAACAGUAGACACCUGUGUUGACAAGCUGAUGGAUUUGCGCAGCCAACUUAAUUCUAUACAAGAAGCUUCGGGUGGGAAACGGAUAUCAGUUAAUGAUCUUGUUAUAAAGGCUGCAGCUUUGGCCCUUCGCAAAGUUCCUCAGUGCAAUAGUUCAUGGAACAAUGAGUACAUCCGCCAGUACCACAAUGUGAAUAUCAAUGUUGCUGUGCAGACGGAUAAUGGAUUGUUUGUCCCUGUUAUCAGGGGUGCUGACAAGAAAGGAUUGUCUAAAAUUGCCGAAGAAGUCAAGUAUUUGGCCCAAAAAGCCAAGGAGAACAGUUUGAAACCUGAGGACUAUGAGGGAGGCACAUUUACUGUAUCUAAUUUAGGAGGACCUUUUGGGAUCAAGCAGUUCUGUGCAAUCAUCAAUCCUCCACAAUCUGGAAUUCUUGCCGUAGGGUCAGCCGAGAGGAGGGUCAUACCUGGUUCUGGGCUCGAACAAUUCAAAUUUGCUUCCUUCAUGUCAGUUACACUAAGCUGUGAUCACCGUGUAAUUGAUGGUGCAAUCGGCGCAGAAUGGUUGAAAGCAUUCAAGGGCUACAUUGAGAAUCCAGAAUCCAUGUUGCUUUAAGUUGAUUGAUACUUAUCUUUUUCAGAGAAUUUUGUCGAUUAUUGAUCCAAACAAGGGACAUAAUCUGAUCCCAACGUAAGUUUGAAUCCAUUUGGCAUGGAUUCAAUCAGGAAGAAUAUUUCUUCCACCUAGCUUUCCUCAAUGAGAUAAGGUUUCAUAUCUUACAUGCAUUCGACAAAGGGGGAUGAGGCACUGGUAUUGAUGUCGAACCUUGAUAAACUGGUGUUUGCUGUAUAGAGUGUAAAAACCGGACAGCCCCUAGUUCUAAUAAAAAAAGUCACUUCCCCUGCUUCCUCUUGAUGACAAACAAGUGCCCUGCUAUUACCUUGAUUUAUCAAAGACAAUGUCAUUCGAUUUA
Molecule: messenger RNA, 2168 nt
Organism: Nelumbo nucifera (sacred lotus)
Lineage: Eukaryota; Viridiplantae; Streptophyta; Magnoliopsida; Proteales; Nelumbonaceae
Product: dihydrolipoyllysine-residue acetyltransferase component 3 of pyruvate dehydrogenase complex, mitochondrial-like
Biological process (GO): pyruvate decarboxylation to acetyl-CoA
Cellular component (GO): pyruvate dehydrogenase complex
Molecular function (GO): dihydrolipoyllysine-residue acetyltransferase activity
Source: RefSeq, a predicted model, not a curated record